Effrenium voratum is the source of this 2052-nucleotide messenger RNA. The record is from the annotation of a GenBank genome assembly. NCBI's taxonomy places the organism in Eukaryota, Dinophyceae, Suessiales, Symbiodiniaceae.
AACGGACAGCAACCAGCCCGAGCCAUGCCGUCAGUUCCCGGGGCAGAGGACAACAGCGCAGACACAGUGCGUUUCUCUCUCUUGACCAACGGGCUGCUGCUUGUGGGCUUCGUCUUGGCCUACGAGUUGCUGCUACGGAGGCGGGAUGCUCGUGGCCAGCUGGCGCCCAAGCUGCCUGCGCCGGAGCGCGUGGGCGUCCUGUGCUCGCGGUUCCCCUCGCUGCUCUCCGGGGGCUUCUGCGCGUGGGCGGCCUCCGCGUGGCAGAGCCGGCAUCAGCCACUGGACCUGGAGCCGGAUGCGCUGAUCUUGGUGCGCUUCUGCCAGCUGGGCUUGAAGUUCAGCCUGCUGGGCACUGCCCUGUCCUUGAUCCUUCUGCCAAUGUACGCGACUGGGCCUGGUGAGGCGGCCGGCUUCAACGUGCUUAGCCUCUCCAACUUGAAGAUCGGUGGCUCAACCCGCUUUUGGUGCGUCGUCGUUGCUGCAUACAUGCUGACCUCCACCUUUGCGUACCUGGUUCUUGCAGAAUGGCGGGUAUUUGUCAGCAUCCGCAGGCAGCACUUUGUAAAAGCGGUCUCAGGCGCCUGUGGCGCCGCUGCUGCACAGACCCGCAGGUCCUUGAUGGUACAGGAGGUGCCAGAGAACAGCUGGUCGGAUCUCGGCGUCACGGCCUUCUUCGAGCGGAUCUAUGGCCGGGGCGCUGUGUACUGCUGCACCCGCGCCGGGACCUGCGACUCGAGCUCGGGGUCGGCUGGGUUGGGCUUGGGACUCAACGCUCAGCCGGCGGCGCAGCUGCUGCAGGCGGCCGGGGUGGCGGCCGUCGGCUCCACGGCCUUCGUCACCCUGCGGUCCGCCGAGCAGUGCGUGGCGGCGCCGCAGGUGGUGUUGAGCCACGCGCCCGGCUGGCAGGUCUGCGCUGCGCCGGAACCCCGGGACUUGGUGUGGCAAAAUGUGACGAGGCCGCUGGCCCAGACGAAACUGCACCACAGACUUGGCAUGGCGGCUACGGUGUUAUGUAUGCUUUUCUGGUCUGUGCCAGUGACGCUUAUUCAGGCCUGGGCCAACAUUGGUACGCUUUCGCGCUGGUUUCCCGCUGUCACUGACUUGAAAGGGAUAUCGCCCACUGCCUACUCCUUCCUCACAAGCUAUUUGCCAGUCCUCGCCCUGAUGGGCUUGCAGGCAUGCCUGCCUGCCGUGUUUGGUGCCAUGGCUCAGGGCUACGAGGGCCACACCACCAAGUCAAGGAUCCAGCGCACUAUCCUUAGCCGCUGCUUCAGCUACCAGCUGGCCUCCUUGUACGUCACGGUGCUUUCCGGCUCCUUGUGGGAUUCUUUGCAGGAGAUCCUGGACCACCCUCAGCAGGUGCUUGACAUUCUGGCCCACUCCUUGCCAAAGGCCAAUGUUUACUUUCUGACCUUUGUGUUGGCAAGGGCUUGUACCGGCAUUCCUUUUUUGCUCCUGCACACGCAGUUCUUUUGCUCCUGUCGCAGGGAUGCACAAAAGAAGAUAGCUUGCGCAUACGGCUAUGAGGCUUCCAACAUUGCCUUGGUGUUUGUUAUUGGCCUCUCGUACUCGUUCAUUGCCCCGGCUAUUCUGCCAGUCUGCGCCGUUUACUUUGCAUUUGCUGCACUUUGCUACCGGUGGUUGUUCCUUUAUGUUUAUGAUGCGGAGUUUGACAGCGGCGGGGCAUUUUGGUAUGACCUCUUCAACUGUGUGCUGGUUGGUUUGCUCCUUAGUACCUUAUCCUUGCUUGGUUUGGCAGCACUCUAUGGCACCUACAUGCAGCUGCUGGCAUUGCUUCCGCUUCCCUUCUUGGUAGUUUACUUGGCACUUCACUGCUGGAAGAGUGGGUGGAAGUCUCGAUGGACCUCAUUGGAGGACGCCGUGCAGGCAGAUGAGAGCGAUUCUGUCCUGUCCACCUUCGACCCGGACCUGUACAAAGAACCCCAGUGAGUGGGGUGGGAGUCAACCCAGGACAGCACGUCUGACACGUGCGUGUCUCAGACCGCUCGUGCAGCGCACCGACCGAUCGAAAGCACCUGCGUCAUGCACUGC